Molecule: messenger RNA, 2223 nt
Organism: Phragmites australis (common reed)
Lineage: Eukaryota; Viridiplantae; Streptophyta; Magnoliopsida; Poales; Poaceae
Product: ATP-dependent 6-phosphofructokinase 6-like
Exons: 14
Coding region: 175-1860 (561 amino acids)
Biological process (GO): fructose 6-phosphate metabolic process; glycolytic process
Cellular component (GO): cytoplasm
Molecular function (GO): ATP binding; 6-phosphofructokinase activity
Source: RefSeq, a predicted model, not a curated record
GACGCCGUCUGACCCAUCCUACACUGCCCCUCUCUUUCCUCGCAUUAUUAAGCCACCGGAAACGCAGUCACCUUGUCCGCUUGUGGCAGCAAAGCAACGAGAGCUAAACCUCGGAACGGAACGGCAACCGCGAGCGCGGCACACCCAAGGAGGCUUCCCUUCCGAUCACUCCCCAUGGCGUCGCACAUCAUCCUGCCGCCGGAGGACGACGACGACGACGAUUACAGUCUGGGGGAAGAGGAAGAGGAGGAGCGGGAGGAUUGGGAACGCGGGCCCCCGGAGCUGCCGGCGAAGGCGGCGCUGCCGUUCUCGGCGUCGUGCGUGCGGAUCUCCCGCGACUCGUACCCCAACCUCCGCGCGCUCCGCAACGCCUCCUCCGUCAGCGUCGCCGACGCCGCCUACGUCAAGAUCUCCGAGGGCGACUUCGGAUACGUCCUCGACGACGUGCCGCACCUCACCGACUACCUCCCCAACAUCCCGACUUAUCCUAACCCAUUACAAGAUCAUCCGGCCUAUUCAAUUGUCAAGCAAUAUUUUGUCAAUGAAGAUGACACUGUACCUCAAAAGGUGGUUGGUCAGAAGAACAGCCGGCGCGGUGUUCACUUCCGUCGCGCUGGGCCUCGUCAGAGAGUUUAUUUUGACUCUGAUGAAGUGAAAGCCUGCAUUGUAACUUGUGGAGGCCUCUGCCCUGGGCUUAACACUGUUAUCAGAGAACUGGUGUGUGGUUUGUCACACAUGUACAAUGUCAACAAAAUCUAUGGAAUUCAGAAUGGAUACAAGGGCUUCUAUUCUAGCAACUACCUUCCCCUGACACCAAAGAGUGUCAAUGACAUCCACAAAAGGGGUGGUACAGUUCUUGGAACAUCACGAGGCGGUCAUGAUACAAAAAAGAUUGUUGAUAACAUUCAAGAUCGUGGGAUUAAUCAGGUGUAUAUCAUCGGAGGAGAUGGAACUCAGAAGGGAUCAUAUGAGAUCUUCAAGGAAAUCCGAAAACGUGGCCUAAAAGUUGCUGUGGCUGGAAUUCCAAAGACAAUAGAUAAUGACAUCGCGAUUAUCGACAAGUCCUUUGGCUUUGAUACGGCUGUGGAAGAGGCCCAGCGCGCCAUUGAUUCAGCUCAUGUGGAAGCUUGCAGCGCCGAGAAUGGAAUAGGCUUAGUAAAACUGAUGGGUCGUUAUAGUGGGUUCAUUGCGAUGUAUGCUACUCUUGCUAACAGAGAUGUGGACUGCUGUUUGAUUCCAGAGUCUCCAUUUUAUAUGGAUGGAGAAGGUGGAUUGCUUCAAUAUAUAGAAAGGAGGCUAAAAGAGAACAAGCACAUGGUUAUUGUUGUUGCUGAGGGAGCAGGACAGGAUCUUAUUGCAAAAAGUAUAGCCAAUCAGCAAGAUGCAUCUGGAAAUAAGCUGCUUCUUGAUAUUGGUCUUUGGUUGACUCACAAGAUAAAGGACUACUUCAAGAGCAAAAAGAUGGAGAUGACGAUCAAAUACAUAGAUCCUACCUACAUGAUCCGUGCAAUUCCAAGCAAUGCAUCAGACAAUGUCUACUGCACACUUCUGGCUCACAGUGCUAUCCAUGGUGCAAUGGCAGGGUAUAGCUUCACAGUUGGAAUGGUCAAUGGCAGACAUACCUAUAUACCUUUCUAUAGGGUGACAUCCAUAAGGAACAAAGUUAAGAUCACUGACAGAAUGUGGGCGAGGCUGCUAUCGUCAACCAACCAGCCAAGCUUCUGGAGUCAGAAGGACAUUGAUGAAGCGAGUGAGGCUGAUAGGUUGGCCAAGAGGCCACCGCUGCCAAUGAUCGCCAGCCAUCGCGUGGCCAACUCUUUCGAGCAAUCUGCGUCGACUUCUUCAAAUAGCGAGAACUAGUGAUUGCUGGUGCAAUCACAAUCUGUGUACAGUAAGCUACCGCUAUCCUUCUGAGACCUGGGCUGUUGGCGACGCUACAAGUUUUGCUUUUGAUACGCAUAUGCUUGUGUAGAAGGGACACAUCACACACGGAUACUAUCCUGAUAGCACGAGUAAUAAAACGAACACCAGAGUGAUGAAGCUUUACACGUACUACCGUAUUUACACUAGUAUCUGCCGAGUUGUGCCAUCGAUUUUUUCUUCUUAUUUUCUUUUGGGAGCAGACGUGCCAUCGGCUGGUGAUCGUCUGCUCUUAGAUCAUGGUCCAUGUCAGUUGAAAUCACUUCAGCAAUGUGAUGGCCCGUCAGAUGGUUGGCUUGUAUA